This is a messenger RNA of Acanthosepion pharaonis, 810 nucleotides long. The record is from the annotation of a GenBank genome assembly. Lineage: Eukaryota; Metazoa; Mollusca; Cephalopoda; Sepiida; Sepiidae.
AUGAAACCGCUAUUCAUAUCAUAUCUAUCUAUCUAUCUAUCUAUCUAUCUAUCUAUCUAUCUAUCUAUCUAUGUACCUAUCUAUCCAGUUUGUGGAUAUGAUAUAUAUAUAUAUCAAUCAUCUUAUCUUUUUAUCUAUUCCAAUGUAUUCAUUCCUAUAUAUCUAUGUAUCUCAAUCGACUUCUUUCUUUUUCUUUCUUUGUGUCUUUUCUGUCUUUUCUAUCUAUCUAUCUAUCUAUCUAUCUAUCUAUCUAUCUAUCUAUCUAUCUAUCACAGUCUGUUCAUUAUCUAUCUAUCUAUCUAUCUAUCUAUCUAUCUAUCUAAAUUAACUGAGUGGCUGCGUGUUCACGUGUAUCGACGUGGCGGAGCCUGCGCGCAUGCGCACGCGUGCUUUCGUUUAUCAGCCUUGUAUCUAUCUUUCCUUAGUCUAUUCAUAUCUAUCUAUCUAUCUAUCUAUCUAUCUAUCUAUCUAUCUAUCUAUCUAUCUAUCUAUCUUAAUCUAUUCAUAUCUAUCUAUCUAUCUAUCUAUCUAUCUAUCUUAUCUAUCCAUAUCUAUCUAUCUAUCUAUCUAUCUAUCUAUCUAUCUAUCUAUCUAUCUAUCUAUCUAUCUAUCUUAAUCUAUUCAUUAUGUAUCUAUCUAUCUAUCUAUCUUAGUCUAUUCAUAUCUAUCUAUCUAUCUAUCUAUCUAUCUAUCUAUCUAUCUAUCUUAGUCUAUUCAUACCUAUCUAUCUAUCUAUCUAUCUCUCUAUCUAUCUAUCUAUCUAUCUAUCUCAGACUGUUCUUAUAUAUGUAUGUAUAUAUGUAUGUAUGA